AUGAGCACCCCUGCAUACAUCUUCAAGUUUAUCAUUGUUGGCAAUUCUGCUGUUGGCAAGAGCUGCAUGCUGCUCAGAUUCGACGAAGACCGCUUUCAGCCAAUUCACGAUGUUACUGUAGGUGUGACUUUCUCAAUCAAAAUGGUUUCGAUUGAGGGACAAGAUGUCAAAGUCCAGGUCUGGGAUACAGCCGGACAAGAAAUUUUCAGAUCGAUUACAAGAUCUUACUAUAGAGAUAGUGCUUGCGCUAUAAUCGUAUACGAUAUUACAGACCAAAGUUCAUUCGCUAAAGUCGAGGACUGGAUUCGUGAUGUAAGAAAUCUUGCACCACCGGACUGCUUACUUGCUUUAGUUGGUAAUAAAUUAGAUUUAGCAGCUCAACGUGCUGUCCAGACAUCUGAGGGACAAGAGUUAGCAGAAAAACACAAUCUUUUAUUCUUUGAAACUUCUGCUGCUACUGGAGAAAAUGUACAGGAGCUUUUCAACGAAUGCGUAACAAAUGUUUAUACAAAGGCCAAGGGCAAUAACUCAUCUGCUGCUGUUAGGAAAGUAUCAAUCGAAAAUGAAAAUCAAAAGCCCCAAAAAACAUCCUGUUGCUAA
This is a messenger RNA of Trichomonas vaginalis G3, 600 nucleotides long. Its product is annotated as GTPase protein. NCBI's taxonomy places the organism in Eukaryota, Parabasalia, Trichomonadida, Trichomonadidae. The record is from RefSeq and is a predicted model, not a curated record. The transcript has a single exon. Bases 1 to 600 code for a protein of 199 amino acids. Gene Ontology annotation, molecular function: GTP binding; GTPase activity. Gene Ontology annotation, cellular component: Golgi apparatus.